GGCCUAUAUAAGGUCCCUUCUUUGCCACGAAAAUUCAGACUAAUCAACAACUGAUAUUCUUCACUGAAAAUUAAUGGCAACUUCAGGCGUUAGAGAAGACAAAUACCGUACUUUCUUGUAUGGAGAAGGAGAGAAGAACACCAAAUGGAGGUUUGGUUCACCUCCAAACUAUGAUGAUGUCAACAAACUCUUUGAAGAAGGCAGGACUAAGGUAUGGCCAUCUGGAUCACUCGAAGAAAAAGUGCAGAACCUAGUAAAGACAUGGGAGAUGGAGAUGUUCCAUAAGACAUGCUUUGAUGAUUAUAAAUCAGUUGAUCCCAAGAAUUAUACUUUUAGCCUAAAUGGAAGGAAACCUGUAACUUUGGAAGAAAAGCGCAAACUUGGCGGAGGCUACAACACCUUUUUGCAGACUACUUUACCGGAGAAGUUCCGGGCCUAUAACCCUGCUGAAGAAACUGUGGAUUCAGCUCAUGUGGCUUUUACAACAGCAUUCCCUCGUGGGUUUGCUUUGGAGGUUCUCCAAGUUUAUUCAGGGCCACCGGUGAUUGUGUACAAGUUCAGGCACUGGGGUUACAUGGAAGGUCCGUUCAAGGGCCAUGCUGCAACUGGGGAAUUAGUAGAACUCUAUGGAAUGUCUAUUUUUGAGGUGGAUGAACACAUGAAGGUUGUGAAGGUAGAGUUCUUUAUUGACCGUGGAGAACUGCUUGGAGGUCUUAUGAAAGGUGCUACCUUGGACGGCUCAACAGCAGAGGCAGCUUCAACCUGCCCUUUCUUGAGGGGCACAGGGUAGCCAAACGAUGGCAGUGGUGAUAAAAAUGAAUGACUACGAUGGUUUCCCGGAUGCGGCACUCUAGUUUCCUCUAUAAUAUAAGCACACACCUUUCGAGAUGUCACUCCCUCUCUCUCCCUGUAAUAAAUUCUCAGCAGUGUUAAUGUGUGAUAGGCUGUUCCAUCCAAAUGCAUGAUGAAAAAUAAAAUUUUACUUCUCAGAAAAGCAAACAGUUUUACUAUUGAAUAAACAAGGAAAGAGUAUUCAAUCA
Populus nigra (black poplar) is the source of this 1040-nucleotide messenger RNA. Its product is annotated as pathogen-related protein-like. The record is from RefSeq and is a predicted model, not a curated record. The coding region runs from base 74 to 790 and encodes 238 amino acids. NCBI's taxonomy places the organism in Eukaryota, Viridiplantae, Streptophyta, Magnoliopsida, Malpighiales, Salicaceae. The transcript is spliced from 4 exons.